Naegleria fowleri is the source of this 2271-nucleotide messenger RNA. RefSeq lists its product as uncharacterized. The record is from RefSeq and is a predicted model, not a curated record. The coding region runs from base 1 to 2271 and encodes 756 amino acids. NCBI's taxonomy places the organism in Eukaryota, Heterolobosea, Eutetramitea, Acrasida, Naegleriidae. The transcript is spliced from 3 exons. Gene Ontology annotation, biological process: negative regulation of cell population proliferation.
AUGCAAAACAACACUCAAAAGCUCAAGUCCGUACAACAACUUCGUGAAAAUCAACCCUACAAUGGAGUAUUGCUGGAGUGUAUCCCCAGUCCUGUUGUAUUUGAAAAUUAUGAUGAGUUUGGACAAUAUGAAAUGAUUGUAGAGGUGUUGAAUCGGUCUGCAAUUCCGACUGCUAUUAGAUUGAAAAAUCAUUCAAAUAAGUUUUUCAAAGUGAAACGGGUCGAUGCAAGUGAGGGAAAAAUAGCUCCGGGUUUAUCAGCCAAGAUCUUGGUUACAUUUCAUCCGGAUUCUUUGUUGGAUUAUACUGAACAAAUAUCAAUAAUUAGUGCUUCAAAGGAUGAGAUAAUACUUCCGUUACUGGGACGAAGAAAACGCCCUCUUUUAACGCUCCCAAGAAUAAUUAAUAUAGGACACUGUUUUAUUGGGACCGAAAUUAGUAAGGAAAUCAAAUGUAAAAACGCGGGAGGAAAAGGAAAAUUCUUAUUUCAAAAAUGCUUUGAUCCAACAACAAACAUUCGAUUUUUAUUUUCUUCCCUUAACGAAGUUGAUCAUUCACAAAUAAUUGAACUCUCACCGUUUCUAAUAUCUCCAAAAUACUUCUCUCUGGAAGGAAAUGAAGAAAUACCUAUAACGAUAACAUUUAGGCCAGAAGCGGUUGGAGAUCAUGAUCAAUCUCUAUUCGUUAUUUUUGAUAACGAACAAAUUUUCGAAAUUAAGAUCCGUGGAAUUGGACAAUAUCCAAAUAUUGAGCUAUGUGCAAUUUCAAAUAUUGCGAAUUUUGAUAGAAAAAGCCAUCCGUCGUUGUUAUGCUUUGAUAAUAUCUAUCCUUUUCAGAAAUCUCCUCCCCAAUAUCUAACUCAUUAUAAUGACAGCGAUAUUGAAGUUGAGUUUGAAUGGAGAUAUAUCAAUGAGUACACAGAUGUUCCUGUACAAACACAGAGCUUGAACUUGCCCUUUUCAGUUAAGCCUAGCAGUGGUAAAAUUGGCCCAAGGCAGCACAUCAAUUUUGAGGUUAGAUUUACUCCUAGAGAAUUAGGAAUAUAUUCUGGUUACUUUAUCCUUUUCUUGAACAAUGUUCCAAUUCCAGCUUCUUGCGAUCACCCUUUCUUUUAUUAUUACAAAGCAGGGUUCUCUUGGUUCAAAAAUAGUAUUUUGAAUUCAUUAACGACGUCAGACCCUUUGAAAUAUUUCACAAGCUACGAAGUUGAUGUUAACUCAAUCGAGGAGGAGCAGAGACAAACAGUAUUUGGGGCUGAAAAAAUUGAUGUUAUUGGAAGUAUUCCUGUAUUUCAUUGCCGAGUUCAUGGCGACACCUCAAAGCUUGAUGUGACAGUGAGUCCGCCCAUUGUUGAUUUCAGUAACAGUUUAGAAGUGGGUGCGGUCGUUGAAAAGGAUCUUAUCCUCACAAAUAAUUCGGAGUUUGAGGCAAGGUUUAAAUGGCUGAUUGACGUUAACGAGGACGAUGGCCUUAUCAUUGACUUUGUUCCACCAUCUGGUUCCUUACUUCCAAAACAAAGGAAUUCUGUUAAAUUACUGCUCAAGUGUGAUAGAUAUCAAUCAUUCGAGAAAAGUUGUCUAUGUGAAAUUGAGAAUUCAGACAGUAUUGAAUUUUGUAUUAGAGGAGGUACAAAGCCACAAACCCUAAGAGUUGACACUCCAUGUAUUGACUUUGGAAUUGUGGAAACGAACAAAAUUGUAACGGAUUGUAUUCAGCUUACAAACACUUCUCAACAAGAUUUGUUUUGGGAGCUAGCCACAGUGGAAAAUGAUGCUAUAACCUGCUCUCCAAAGCUUGGACUGUUGAGAGUUGGAGAGUCUGUUCUAGUGAAUGUUUCUAUUGAAUCCUUACAUCCUCAAAUCAUCAAACAUUCUUUAGCGUUUAAGGUUAGAGAUGGGCCCCCUCAAUUUGUCGACGUGCAUGCUGAUGUGCAAGAGCCGAAAGUAAUUUUGGAGAAAUAUUACUUUGAUUUGGGAAAUAGCAUCAAGGUGGGAGAUGAGGUUGAGAUAAAAAUUCAUAUGAAGAACAUUUCACAGAUAAGAGUAGAGUAUUGUUGGUACGAUUUGGGUCAAAUUGCUGCAGAUUCAAGAGGAUAUGAAAUACGACUGGAAAAUGAAAAGGGAGAAUUGCUACCAGAAGCGGAAGGUUAUACAACCGUGAUUUUGAAAGCAUUAUCACCAACACCAAAUCUGGAAGAAGUGUUUCCUUGCUUUCUACAGGAUGAUAAAACAAAAUUCAUGGGAAUUAAGGUAAUAGGAAGUAUAAUUGAAUAA